Molecule: messenger RNA, 20840 nt
Organism: Podarcis lilfordi (Lilford's wall lizard)
Lineage: Eukaryota; Metazoa; Chordata; Lepidosauria; Squamata; Lacertidae
Source: the annotation of a GenBank genome assembly
UUUAAUUCUGCCUUAAGGCACAGGCCAAACUGAGACAGCCGAAUUGCAGAAAGAAUUGCACUGUAAAGUGACACGCCGGUUCUGCUCAUCUGACAGUUCUGAAGAAGAAGGCAUCAAAAGGACAACUUCCUGUGUGGCUCUUGCCACACAGCAAAGAGCAACCAGUAACCACGGCAAAAAACAAGGGCAAUUUGAGGCUGCAACAGUAAACACAUUUGCAAGGGAGUAAGUUUCCACUGCAAUCAGUGAGACUUGCCUCUGAACAAACUGACUCAAGAUUGCCUUUCUUCAGCUACAAAGGACAAGCUCAGCAAGAAAACUUUCCACUGCCUGUGAAAAUAAGGCAACACUUGCUCAUUAGAAGGCGGCUUUAAGCUAUUUCUUACAUUCUGAAGGUGAAAACUGUAGUUUCAACUACAAGGAAGAAAAAGGAGUAUCUUUAAUUAAAAGAGAAAGUAAUCAAUGUAACUUUUUGUGUGUGUCAUGCUUUUUAUUCCAGGUCGUUGACAUGCAAAGUACAAAUUUAGACCAGUUUAAUCUUUCACUUUCACUUUUCACGGUCAUAUAGGCGAACAGACCCUACUAGCUCCUCGCACUCUGCAUUUCAGAUUCCUGCAAAAGCCUUACAAGAAUUCAAAGCAGUUCUGAGCAAGCUGUCCAUCCAAAGGAGUGACUCAGCACCAGCCACAGCUCUCCGCGAAAGUCGAAGAGGCAAAGCUCUGUUGCCACUGCUUUUCAGUUGCAAAUUUUGAGGAAUCUUCUGGAAGCGGUAAGCCAUUAAUCCACUCCUCCUUAAACAGCCUUGUAGAUCUAGAUUAAGGGACACGCGUAGUGCUGUGGGUUAAACUACAGAGCCUAGGAUUUGCUGAUCAGAAGGUUGGCAGUUCGAAUCCCCACGACGGGGUGAGCUCCUGUUGCUCAGUCCCUGCUCCUGCCCACCUAGCAGUUCGAAAUCACGUCAAAGUGCAAAUAGAUCAAUAGGUACCGCUACAGCGGGAAGGUAAACAGAGUUUCCGUGCGCUGCUCUGGGGGGGGGGGCGCCGGAGGGAUCUUUGCACCACGGCGCCGGAUAUACUUAAGACGGCCCUAACACCUUACGCAGGGGUCCAAAGGCAUGGCCCAAACCCGACUGAGGGUGUGGAAGUUAAGGAAGAAGCCUAAGAGGUGUGCUAGGGCGCAGAGCCGGAUUUAGGUUUGAUGAGGCCCUAAGCUACUGAAGGUAAUGGGGUCCUUUAUAUGCCCAGCUGUCCUUGGUCAACAACAAAUUGUCACUGUUUUUUUGUGUUGAAUAUAUGCUAUAUUGUCAUUUAUGGGCCUCAUAGGUAUCUAAAGCCAUUUGCACAUAACAUUACUUUUAUCAAAGUAAUUGUUGAGCUGAAAUACAAUUAAGAAGUAGGCUAGCAGUCGGGGCCCAUUACUUACACCAGGCACCCCCAAACUUGGGACUACAACUCCCAUCAUCCCUAGCUAACAGGACCAGUGGUCAGGGAUGAUGGGAAUUGUAGUCCCAAAACAUCUGGAGGGCUGAGUUUGGGAAUGUCUGACUUACAUCUUAGGAGCCUACACAACACAAAACACUGUUGCUGUAUGUAGGUUUUAUUUUAUUUGUUUUUUAUCUUGAAUUUUGGAAAUGUACAUCCAGUUGUUGUUUUUCUUUUAAUUUUUGGGGGCCCCCCCAAGAGAGUGGGGCUCUAAGCUAUAGCUUGUUUAUCCUAAUACGUAGAUCCGGCACUGCUAGGGUCUAAAUGCAAACCUGUUUGACAUCUGGAUCUCACAACUCUGGGAAUUAACCCUGAGAAACUUAUACCCAGGAGAGUUGAGCAGACAGGAAAAGCGCUAAUUUACAAUCAACCUGACAUCACUUUAUUACAUCAAUGCAAUAUGGGGACAGGGACACAGGUGGCACUGUGGUGUAAACCACUGAGCCUUGGGCUUGCUGAUCGGAAGGUCAGCGGUUUGAAUCCCCGCAACGGGGUGAGCUCCUGUUGUUCGGUCCCAGCUCCUGCCAACCUAUCAGUUCGAAAGCACGUCAAAGUACAAGUAGAUAAAUAGGUACCGCUCCGGCGGGAAGGUAAACGGCGUUUCCGUGCGCUGCUCUGGUUUGCCAGAAGCGGCUUAGUCAUGCUGGUCACAUGACCCAGAAAAACUGUCUGCAGACAAAUGCCGGCUCCCUUGGCCAGUAAAGCGAGAUGAGCGCUGCAACCCCAGAAUCAUCCACGACUGGACUUAACUGUCAGGGGUCCUUUACCUUUAAUAUGGGGACAGGCCUCCAACGAUGCAUGGCAGCUUGUGGAAUGAUACUUUUGACUGGAAUGUUAGAUGUACCAUAUUUUUCCAUGUAUAAAACGUCUCCAUGUAUGAUGCCCAUUUUGAGGAACUCCAAAAUAAGAAAACACCCCUUCCACACUAUCCGUGUAUAAGACAAGCCCCAAUUUUAAACCUGAUUUUUUGGUUUAAAAAACCUAGUAUGGAAAUGUGUUUUUAUGGAGUGGGGGGUAGGGUGGUUCAAUAUACACUUUUACCUUGGAAGUUGAACCGAAUCUAUUCUGGAAGUCCAUCUGACUUCCAAAACAUUCAGAAACCAAAGUCAACUGGAAGUUGCAGAAGCCCCAUCGGACGUUCGGCUUCCAAAAAUAGUUCGCAAACCAGAACAAUCUCUUCCGGGUUUGCGGCGUUCGGGAGCCCAAACAUUCAACUUGCAAGGCGUUCGGGAUCCAAGGUACGACUACACACUGUUGCUUCUUGUAUAAAUGUGUGACGACAACAACAAAUUUAGGAGAAUGAUCACACACACGAGAUGGCUAGCUUGUGUACUUUACGUAGGUUUCACAUGGGAAAUAAGUAUGGACCUUGCAGGUGGACAGGAAAUUUUUAACGUGUUUUCUUUGGGUGUGUGUGUGUGUUAUUUCUUGGUCUUCCAGUUCUGUAAGCGGUCCAGCAGUCUCAAUGUCCCAGAUGCACUCCAGAAAUUCUUAUUCGUCACUGGUGAAAGGUAUUCAGUAUUUUGAUGUCACCGGGGGCUUCAACCCUUGCAAACUCCUUCUCACUGGAAACCAAGCUUUCCCUGUGUUGGUGAGUACGAAGGGCAACGUACUAAUAGCCGCAUCCUGGUACGGGGCAGGCCGGAUGGUGGUGACGGCGCAUGAAGCCAUGUUGCAAAUGCCCCAGUUCCUGCCCUUCAUUAGAAAUAGCCUGGAGUGGCUCAAGCCGUCCCCAACAGCAGAAGUGGGCGUCCAUCAGAACGUGGCCACUCUCUCUGAUCUGCUCCUCAAGAAUUCUGUUCAGGUGUAUCCGAACGCCAAGCUUGGAGACUCCUUUGGGGUCUACUGUAUCAAUGCCUAUGACGACACACAAGCUGGAAGCCUUGCUCAGUUUGUAGAGAGAGGCGGGGGUCUACUCAUUGGAGGGCAAGCCUGGCAUUGGUCCUAUCAACAUGGAAGAGAGAAGGUGCUGGCUGAAUUUCCUGGCAAUCGGGUGACUGGCUUGGCUGGAGUGUACUUUACCGCUGAUGUGGGAGACAAUGGGGUCUUCCCUGUGCAACAGGAUAUACCAGAGGUUCCCCCAAGCCCUGAGUAAGUAUACCUCUUUAUCUCCAUUUAUUCUUCUUGGGAGAAGAAACAAUGCUACAGCCAAACUUUGGUUCUUGAACGGCUCCGUUUUCGAACAUUUCGGCUCCCGAACGCAAAAAACUCGGAAGUAACUGCUCCGGUUUUCGAACGAUUUCCAAAAGCCAAACAUGCUACACGGCUUCUGUUUUGAGUUUCCCUAUUGUAUUGAGGCUUCUGCUUUCAGUUGUCGAACGUUUCGGAAGUCGAACAGUCUUCCAGAACCGAUUACGUUCGACAAACGAGGUUUGAGUGAAAAUUUGUUUGAAGUAUUCCGUUCCUGAUAGCAUGUCCCAAUUUGGGAUGACCAACAGAUAGACCCAGCAAGAUUCAUUAUGGGGAAAUCCUCCCCCCCCCCCCGUUUGUGUAUACGGAGAGGAAGAAAACCAUAAUGAAUCUGCCUGCCCCAAAUAAUCAGAAAAGCGAAAACUUAUCCUAGCUGUCAGAUGUAUUAUGGGCCCUUAAGCAAUGCCAAAAUAAUGACAACAUACAAACCCAUUUUGUGUGUGAGAGCAUAUAGAGAGCAUAGAUAUUCUUUUACAGCAUAAAUCUAGCCUAAGUAUAAAUGGGGGGGGGGGUGACCUACCUACCACAUAAACAGGUUAUAGCCCUCAACAGGGCUUUUUUUUUCAGCCGGAACUCAGUUCCAGCACCUCUCAGGUGGGCUCCAUUGCCAUUUUAAGAGAACAACGGAGGCAUUCAUGGCGAGUUCCGGCCCCUCUUUGCGUAAAGAAACAGCACUGAUCCUCAGGACGAUGCCCCAAAUAAAAUUGGCUUCUAAGCACCAGUAGAAAUCCCAGCUCUGUAAGUAGGGUGUUUUUGAGGCUUUUGCUCCUCUUAUUAAGAGACACAGGUUUCACUCCAAAGUUUUCGUGGGAAAUAGUGAAGGAUGAGCAUCCCGAUGCUCUCUUGGGAUAAAUUAAGAAAUCACCCAAGUUAUUUCAACCUGAGCUCCCUCUGCAGUGACUGCCCUUCAAAAAAGUAGGCGUUUUGUCCAGUGUUUAAAAAAUAGGGUAGAAAAGCUAUUUGUCACAUGGCUCCUGGAAUGUCUAGCCGCCAUUUUGUCCUUCCAAGGGUGAUUCGUGCUGCGGUGAGAAAAGAGGCACUUUCUUACUAUCGAGUCGGGCAGGGAGGCAUUUCUCAGCACCAAUUUUAUUCUUAAGUCUGAGUCACCAUACAUGGCGACAAGACUUCUUGAAGCCUUUGCAUUCUGACAAUCCUCAGCCUCCUGGCUAAUUCUGAAUGCUGCUUUUGUCCAAAUCAAUCGGGUCACUCAGUGGGCUUACGAAUCUAUUAAGGACACACCAAAUAGGACGGAAUAGCUCCAUUAGUUGUUAUGGCGGCAGCAGGGAGACAGGAAGGAUAGUCCAAAGACCAAAGGCUGGGCAAGCUACAUUUUACCCCACUGAUUUUUUUCUCAAGCUAACUGCUGCCUGAGUAUUAAUAUAGCAGAGCUUUAAAAGUAUAUACAGUCGCACCUUGGAUCCCGAACACCCUGGAACUCAAGACGUUUUGGCUCCUGAACUCUGCAAACAUGGAAGUGAUUGUUCUGGUAUGUGAAUGUUCUUUUGGAACCUGAACGUCUGAUGGGGCUUCCAUGGCUUCUGAUUGGCUGCAGGAGCUUCCGGCAGCCAUUCAGAAGCUGCAGUUAGGUUUUCAAACACUUUGACAGUUGAACGGACUUCCGGAACGGAUUCCAUUUUACUUCCAAGGUACAACUGUACAGGGAAGAGCCAAAGAGACUGAAGUCUGGUAAGAUUGUACAUUUUUAGGAAGGUUUCAUGGGGAAUUACAGAUGGAUAUUGUUAUGUACUGAAAUUCUCACCCUGGGCCAGCAGGGGGAUACUGUAGAUAGUUUUCACUCAGGUCCACAUAUGUAAAUAAGGGAUUGAAAGUGACGUUCAGUGAUUGGAUAGUUGCAGAAAAUGGUUACUGUUGCGUUGUAGUGGAGCUCUAUAUAAGCAGGCUGGCUGAACCCUUCAGUUCAGUUCUGGCCUGUGAAUAAACAAGAGCUGUUUGAAGAAUCGCUGUCUCAUCUGAUAUGUUCACCCCCAACUUAACAGAUAUUGCAGGUGCAAAGCUCAUGCUCUUUUGUCCUCUCAGAUACACCUGUAGACCAGCAUUCCAAACAGUCCAGAGCGAGUCCAGAAAAUCUUAUGAAUCUUUGGUGAAAGGUAUUGAGUCUUUGGCUGUCCCUGGGGAGUUCAAUCCUUGUGAGCUACUUCUCACAGGAGACCAAGCUUUCCCUGUCCUUGUAAGUACCAACGGGCAAGUACUAAUAGCCGCAUCCUGGUAUGGGGCAGGCCGGAUGGUGGUGACGGCACACGAAUUCAUGCUGAAAAUGCCCCAGUUCCUGCCAUUCAUUAGAAAUAGCCUAGAGUGGCUUAAGCCAUCCUCGACGGCGCAGAUCGGUGUCCACAGAAGUUUGGGUGCCCUCUCCGAGUUGCUCCUCAGUAACGGUGUCAAGGUGAACCCUGAUGCAAGGCCUGGGGACUCUCUUGGGGUCUACUGCGUUGACGCUUACGAUGCCACGCAAGCCGAUGGCCUUGUACAGUUUGUAAAGAGAGGCGGGGGUCUGCUCAUUGGCGGACAGGCCUGGUACUGGUCCUAUCAACAUGGAAAGGAGAAAGCGCUGGCUGAAUUUCCUGGCAAUCGGGUGACCAGCGUUUCCGGGGUGUACUUCACUGCCAACGUGGAAGAGAAUGGGAUCUUCCCAGUGCAAGAGAAAAUGCCAAAGGUUCCCUUGAUCACCCAGUAAGUACACUAUUUAUUGUCUGUUUUAUUUACAUAUGUCUAAUGCAUACUUUUCCCCCUUGGUUUUAUAUAAUUUUACACAUUUUAACUUUAACCAUUUCAAACAUUAAAAUCAAAGUAGGCAGCCGUGUUGGUCUGCCAUAGUCAAAAAACGAAAUAAUAAUAAAAAAUUGCUUCCAGUAGCACGAAAGCUCAUACCAAAACAAACUUAGUUGGUCUCUAAGGUGCUACUGGAAGGAAUUUUUUUAUUAUUAUUAAAAUAAAAGGUUUAUUCAAACCUUCAGACUUCUUUCCCUCCCUACAUCGGUUCCAUAUUUAAAAUAAUGUAUUCUGCAUCUUUUACCCAUAUCCAUCCAUUAUAUAUCUAUAGUUACCAUAGUUAAUUCCACAUUACAAAUGUCAUUAUAUCCCUGCAAAUGAUUUUAACUGUGUACAGAGGUCUUUAGGGAUGCAGGUGGCACUGUGGGUUAAACAACAGAGCCUAUGACUUGCCAAUCAGAAGGGCGGCGGUUCGAAUCCCUGCGAUGGGAUGAGCUCCCGUUGCUCGGUUCCUGCUCCUGCCAACCUAGCAGUUCGAAAGCACGUCAAAGUGCAAGUAGGUAAGGAAGGUUACCGGCGGGAAGGUAAAUGGUGUUUCCGUGCACUGCUCUGGCUCGCCAGAAGCGGCUUAGUCAUGCUGGCCACAUGACCCAGAAGCUGUACGCCGGCUCUCUUGGCCAAUAAAGCAAGAUGAGCGUCGCAACCCCAGAGUCGGCCACGACUGGACCCAACGGUCAGGGAUCCCUUUACCUUUUAGAGGUCUUUUAAAUAUAUUAAAAAUUUACUGCAGUCUUUUAGGAAUACUUGAUCUUCCAGGUUUCUGAUUUUUCCCGUCAGUUUACUUUCAUUAGGAUGUAAUCAAGGCGGUGUGAAGCAGACAACUAUAAGAAAAUAGCAUCUAUAAAUAUCCAUAAAACAUAAUUAAAAAUAUCGGUAAGACAUCAGUUGAUUGUGGGAGUCAUAAAGCCACGGCAAAGGCUUGUAAUAUUGCAGGGUGCCCCCUGACCUCGGCUGACCAGCACUCUGAGCUUUACAAUGUAUUGGAAUGUAUUGACCUUAAAUGGAGUUGUAUUUCCUCUGGGCAGUGAUGACCUUAUAUGUUUUGUGGGUGGGUUAAAGCCUUGACCGGAUGAGGUAACGUGAGACUUUGGCAAACGGCCAUGCGGCUGGAGGAGAACAAAGGAUAAUAAAAAAGCUACGGGAGGAGAGAGAAGUUCGAAAGGAGCUGCUCAUACCAUCCUGAAAAUAUUGCUGGCUCUCUGUGUCUUUAUUUUAUGCUAAACUGCGCCAUUUGUAAUGGCUGGCUCCGACAGUUGAUAGUGCUUGGUUAAAAAGUGGAAUUCGUAUUGUGAAAGCCUGUCUAAACAAGACAGUUUUCUGAAGAUGUCUGAAAGAAGGCAGGGAUGCCUCCUAAACGUCUACUGGCAGGGAGUUCCACAGCGCAGAGCCUGCCACCUUAAAGGCUCAGACCCCAAUGAAGGUCGACUGGACCUCAGAGGUGUGUGGGAUCGCCAGCAGUGAAGCACUGGAAGACCUGAGCGAUCAAGGCAGAGUGUAGUGGCUCAGAUGGUACACUGGGCCCUAGCUGUUUAGAGCUCUGGUGAAUUACAAGAACAUUGAACCCAGCCUGGUAGCAAAUCACCACCCAGGGCAGCUGUCGCAAUAGCCAGGUGACAUGCUGCCAGUAGUAAAUUCUGCACUAGCUACAGCUUCUGAACCAGAUACAAGGGCAGCCCCGUGUAAAGUGUAAUCAAGCCUUGAUGUUUCCAAUGCAUGGACCACUGUGGUCAGGCUGUCAUGAUCCAGGAACAGAAUACUACCCCCAAGACAUUUAGUAUUUAAACUUAGUAUGAAGUAUUUAAUUUUAACAUUGCAUUUGUUUGUCACGAUUUGGCCUUAAAUUCCAAGGCACUCCAUUGUCCUGUUAGACCGCAGAGUUGCAGGAGCCUAUUGGGAGCUGGCACGUCUGGUUCCAAUAUAUCAGGCAGAGCCAAAAGUUCAUUAGCAAAGAGAACUUUUCACUAAGAACUUUCAGCUUCAUUACAGGAAAAAAAGCUUCAGAAAACUUAGCAGACAAUAAGGGUAGGAAAACAAAAGCCCACAGCCAUGCUUAAUUUUACUGUUUACUAUUAGAAUGCCUUUUUUAUAUUGAAUCAGAUUGUGGCUAUCAAUGUUUGAUGUUUUAUUAUGUUUUUAUAUGUGCUGGAAGCCGCCCAGAUUGGCAGGGACAACCGAGCCAGAUGGACGGUAUAAAUAAAUAAAAAUUAUUAUUAUUAGCCGCACAUGGAAUUGCCAAAGCAAGGGCUUUGGUUUCAAUACAAUGAGCCUCCAAGUGUUGGGACCCCCAAGAUCAUUGGCUAAACUGAGAGGCCUUGAUAGAAUCCAAAACAUUAGGAACGGGCAGAGUUAAGCAAUAAUGAUUCAGAUGAUCCCACGGGAAGUUAUAACCUCGCUUAAAGGAUUAUCUAUUCUUUUUUUAAAUAGGCAUGGAUUAGACAUUGAGGGUGACUUAAAGAAUCUUCUGAAUGGUGUGACGACCUUCUGUUUUAAGGACAUGAUCCCUUCUAACCUGCUUAUCCAUGGGAAUCUGGCAUUUCCAGUGGGCAUAACUGAUUCUUUCCAGUGCUUUGUUGGAGCCGCCUACUACGGCAGGGGACGUGUUGUGGUCUUCUCCCACGAAGGAAUGCUCAACAGACCAUCCAUGAAAACUUUCCUCCUCAACGCCAUCAACUGGGUUACUGCUGGAAAGGGAGGGAAAGUUGGCGUCGGAGACCAAUUGAAGGAACUUUACUCCAUGUUAAAUCAGGCUGGGAUCCCUUGUGAGCUAACCGAUCUUAAGCCUGGCUUGAGCGUGUACUGCUGCAACGCCUACAGUGACAGAGAGAAGGAAAGAAUCCACAAAUUCGUCUCUGAGGGAGGUGGUCUCCUAAUCGGUGGACAAGCUUGGUACUGGACUUAUCAAAAUCCCACCGCCUGCGCCAUUGCACAAUAUCCAGGAAACAAGAUACUGAAGAAAUUUGGAAUUGGGAUCACCGGGGAGGGUAUCAACCUACCGGGUGAAAGCUACCCAGUGAGACAGGCCAGCGCUGUUGCUUCAAGCUAUCACUUCCGCGAAGCACUCUUCCAAUUCAAGGAGCAUAUUCGGAGCAAGCAAGCUCUGCAGCCUCCAUAUUCCUCAUGGCUCAAGAAGCUAGGAAAAGACUGUGCCACAUUCCUGAGCAUCCCAGCUACCAACUCUCCGCCUCUCUCCUCAGUCCAUGAGGAUAUGCUGCAGCUGAUCAAGCUCAAUUUUUUUCAGUUGGAACUCACCAGAACCCAGAGAAUCAUGCUGAGCUCCGGCACCUCUUCUUCUAGAAAAAUUGCACUUCUCUGCAGGAUUUCUGGUGUCAGGGCAAGCAACCCAAUUGAAAGCAACUCAGAUGAAGCCGUUUUAAUUCAAAUGGCAUUCCCACUCUACAACAAUUUACCACAUUUCCAAGACGUAGUGCCCCAUCUGAUUCAAAACCUUCCAAACUAUCCCACAGCACCUCCUCAAGUCAUUCAGAUCAAUGGAAUAAAUGAGGGUGAGAGAUUUUGUUGCUUUAAACCAGUUUGUUACCACAGUAUUUCUCCCUCAGGUGAAUCUGUUCCUUUCGGAUUGUCUGGUUGCCUCCUUAUCUGAAAAUGGGUCGUUUUGCGAACUUGGCUCAGAACUCAUUUCUCUCAGUUCAGGUCAUGUUCCAAGUUGCAGUCCAAAACGUCUCUCAUUUAUUAACAGUUCUCGAAGUGUUAAUAAGGGGUGUCAUAGGAGCCCCUGGCACAUUUAAAGUGAGGGGCUUGCACACGUUGGCCUCCCCGCCCUGCCAUUCCCAGGAGCAGCCAGUGAGGAGGGGGCGACCUUGCUCCUCCUCAUCUCCCAGCAGUAGCUUUUCCACUGGCCAGGUGGGAGGGGAGAGGGGGCAAGGUAUGGGAAUGUUCAGGGAUGAAGGGAAGGAUAUAUUGUCUGAUUAUAGCCUUUCCAACUUGUGUAAACAAGUUCACAAUUUAGCAGAGUAACAUUCUCCUUUUUAAACUCGCAGCGGAUGUGUUUGCUCAGGCUCGCUAAACCCUCUAUAAUAACCGUCCUGUACUCACAUUCUGUUCACAAUCGGGUCCCAGAAGACAGACAUAGCUUAGAAAAGUAACAUACAUCUGGAAACUACAGUGGUACUUUAUUACAUACGCGUCAGGUUACAGACUCCGCUAACCCAGAAAUAUUACCUCGGGUUAAGAACUUGCUUCAGGAUGAGAACAGAAAUUGUGCUGCGGCAGCAAGAGCCCCAUUAGCUAAAGUGGUGCUUCAGGUUAAGAACAGUUUCAGGUUAAGAACGGACCUCCGGAAUGAAUUAAGUACUUAACCUGAGGUACCACUGUAUCUCAUAAGGAGACAGUCCCUUUGUCCUCUCAUGGGAAGCCAAGAGCAUCUUUGGCUAAGCAGAUGUUGCUUCUUCGAUGCAUUUAGUCAAACCAAGAGAUGGCUGUCCUGCCCUGUGCUUUUGUCGUUACCUGCACAGGUGAGGCCACACCCACCUCUAGUCACAUGCAGAGGAAGUCUGUCCCACCCCAGAAGAAAACAGGAAGUUUACCUGCUGGCUGGACAAAUAUUCCUCCCCAUGUGUAAACAUGUUCACUCUAGGAAUGUUGUACUUAACUACUCGUGUUUCACAUCCCACACAAGGUCUUGGGGAGAGGCUGGGGCUGUGUGGGCUCACCAGCUGUCAGGCAUACAGAGUCCUUCCCCCCUUCCAUAUCUUCACAUGUAAGAAUUAACAAGCAGUUGAUAAGAUUUAUAGUCCUUUUAUUGCAGCAUCACGUUGUGAGCACAAUCACGCAGCCCUGCACAAGGAGGUCAGUUGGCUGGUCUAAUCCAACUUCCACAGCAUUUUGGGCACCAACAGGAAAUCCCUCCCUACCUCUGACUCCUUUGCUCUCUGAUACGUUCAGACCUCCGAGUCUGUGGUGAAGGGUGGUCCCCCAUGCUCAAUAGAUGUCUCAACUAGCUACCCCCUUCCUUCUGGUUCUCGUCAUUAUCUCAGAACUGGGUAACUCCUCCCAAGUCAUUCAGCUUCUCUCUCUCUUUGCUUUUGAACAUGCUGUGGACAAGGGGGGCGACUCUCCAGAUCUCCAUCCGAGAGAAGCUGGUCUGCCAUAGAAUGCAUCCCCCAGUGCUCGCCUUCAGACCAUUCUGACACCAGCAGGAGCAAUGGAUUGGCCACACUGGGGCGCCCGCACAGCCCCAACCUGCUGCUUGGAGGCCAGGUGUGCAGCGGGGCCUCUUGACAUUGGCUGUUCCUGGCUGCGACACAAAGGAGCCACAUUUCGCAAACAUGGGUGUGUGCCCACAUUUGGCUGAAAUGUGUGCAUGCAGCACAUUCACUCAAAAAGCAAUGCUGAUUAUUUAACCCGGAUAAAUGAAAAUAUUAAGUAAAAGGGUUUUUUAACAAACAAACAAACUGUGAGAAGGCUCUAUAGAACAUGCUUCCUCAACCUUGGCCCUCCAGAUGUUUUGAGCCUACAAUUCCCAUCAUCCUUGACCACCUAUGAUUCACCUCCAUGUCUUGGUUUGGCCUUGCAGGAGACGAAGCCUGGAGAAGCACCGGCCUUUAUGUUCCUCCGGCAAAGACCGUCAGCUUACUCUUUCCGCCCAACGCCAUCAGUGCUCAGCUGCAGGUGAUGCUUUUUAAACCUCUGAGUCAGGGCUGUAACUACAGCUUUGGGGGGCAACUGGGUUUUAACAAUUAGCUCCUCCAUCUCUUUAAAUCUCUAUCAAGAGGAUCGGGACCAGACUGCUGGGAGGAUGAGGUGGCUGAUCAUUUCCCCUUGUGCUGUUUUCUUGGUAACCCUUCUCCCUCCCGGUAGAUCUCCACAUCAGAAUAGGAAACACUCCCCUGGGGAGAAACUUGAUCCCGUCCCCUCCUCCCUAGCCGGUUGUUGUGAUUGAUGGGUUAUAUUUCACUGACUUUUACUACUCAAGAGUAUAGCCAAUGAAAUCAAUGGCCAUGACUGAGGUUCAUUAUUUCCAGUGGGGCUACUCUGAAGAAAAGCUUGUUGAAAACAAACCUUUAUAACAUUGGUAUUUUAUGAGAAUAAUACAGCACAAGAUGAGGUGGUUUACAAGAACAGGUGCAGAAAAAUGCACCUUUGGGAGCCAAGCGUAGCACAACCAGGCCCCAUCCCCCAGCUGAAGGGUGUUACAAGGUCUACCUCUUUGACCCCCAGGCUCCACCUCCCAACAUACUAGUCUCUGCCUCCCAAUUCACCAGGGUCCAUUAAUUUCAAUGUGACUACUCUGAGCAAAAGUUAGUUGAAUACAACCCUGUAUAUAAUUAGCAUUUUAUUUAUUGAUUUAUCUGUACAUUGGGUUUUGACGGGAUUCUUUUAUUAUCCACUUGUUGUGGGACCUACAACUUUUAUCUUUUUUUUUACACCUUUGAGCACCAACCUGCAAUUCCCAGCAUGCCAGUCCCUCCCCCAACUAACCAAUCUCCACUUCCUCACUCACAGAAAGACCUUCUCUGCCACCUAUGCCCUUCUCCCACCUCACAAGAUUGUUGUGAAAAUCGCGUGUGAUUAUAACCGAAUUGUAUCAUGCAGUCCCUUAGAUAAAGAGUGGAAAGAAAGGCAAUCGUUCCUUGAGUCUUCAAAAGUAUUCGGUGCCUUCAACAGCAGCAGACCUUAUCAACUGCCCCUUGGGGUUAAUAUUUUGCACCACCUGCUGGUUGAACCCAGUGUCUUUUUCUCCAGGUCCAGAUUGGCUGCCAUUCCGAUGACCUGAGCAAUGCUGAUAACUUGCUGCGUCCCCCGGUAGUGAUCAGGCGGUUUGAAGUUACGAGUGAAAGAAUGGAAGUCUCCAGCUUGUGGGGUGGCCUCUUGUACAUUGUGCUGCCAAAGAAGUCUUCCGUGGGCAACAUAUCAGUCACUGUCCAAGGGGCUUCACUGGCUCCUUAUUUCAAGCAUGGUAAGGGGGCUCCCUUUGAAAGAAGCAGGGGAGGUAUUUCGUGAGAUCAGAAAUCUGUUUGAAUUAAGAUGUGCAGGAACCCAACUGCAUCAUUAUGUUCUUGCUAAACAGGGCUGCCUUCAGAUGUCUUCUUAAGGUUGUAUAGUUGCUUAUCUCCUUGACUUGCGGAUCACGUAACUCCAUACCUUCCAACAUUUCUCUGAUGAAAAUAGGGCUGUCCUAAGGAAAAGGAGGGGACGCGGAUGGCACUGUGGGUUAAACCACAGAGCCUAGGACUCGCAGAUCAGAAGGUCGGCAGUUCGAAUCCCCACGACGGGGUGAGCUCCUGUUGCUCGGUCCCUGCUCCUGCCAACAUAGCAGUUCGAAAGCACGUCAAAGUGCAAGUAGAUAAUAGGUACCGCUAUGGCGGGAAGGUAAAUGGUGUUUCCGUGCGCUGCUCUGGUUCGCCAGAAGCGGCUUAGUCAUACUGGCCACAUGACCCGGAAGCUGUAUGCCGGCUCCCUCGGCCAAUAAAGCGAAAUGAGCGUCGCAACCCCAGAGUUGGCCACGACUGGACCUAAUGGUCAGGGGUCCCUUUACCUUUACAGAAAAGGAGGACCUUCUGUGACCAAAUCAGAAACCAGGAUGGGUUCUAUAAAUCUGUGACCAUCCUUUGAGAUUCAGGCAUUUUCUAGAUUACGCCAAAUCACACUCAACUACAUAAUGAAAAAUAAAGCCCACUCGGAGCAAGGGCAAACCUUCCCAAAAUCCAUCUGCCCUUUCUCUGAAGGUAUCAUCAGGACCUGAGGCUCCUCACAAACAAUAUUGUCAAGAGGGCGCUUAUUGUGGGGAAUACACUGACCAAAACCCAUCCAUUCCUUUUUUCUUUUUCCCUUUCUCCACACUAGAAUAUGCAGUUAAUUGUUAUUACUUCUUUUUGCAACAAAAUAAAUAAAUGCAUUUAGGUGAAACCAGCCUAUCUGCCUGGAAGGACACUAUCCGCCACUACCCUGCUCCCUGGGCUGAGUUAGAAACGGAGAACAUCAUCUUGACAGUGGCCUCAGAUGACGUGCGUGGAAUGGACAAUCCAGGGGUCCUGCUGAACACCUGGGCCCAGAUGAUGAGAGCAGUGGCCAAGUUAGCAGCCAUCCCUCCCCUUUUCCCCAGACCAGAAAGGAUAGUGGAAGAUGUCCAAAUCUCUGCUGGUAAGUACAAACUUGUUCAUAUACAGGGGGGUGAAAACAGUAUAGUCUCCAAUCCAUUUUGCACAAUCCUUCUGUCUUUAAAUAAGCAGCCACCGGAAUCUAUAAAAAUAUCCUCAGAGAUGCAUCUGAGCUAUAAGCUUGUAUUGGUUUAAAGCAUCAUGGCGUCCACAAAGAAUCAUUGGAAUGUGUGGUUUGGUGAAAAGUUGGCUAGAGCGACUCACCUGUUGCUGAGGGCCUGAAGGGCCUUCCCUUCCUUCUUGGUAACCAAUGUCACCAAGGGAGGCCAACAUGGGGCUUGGGAUCACCACCAUAGAGGGCUGUUUUUAAAUUCAAACAUUGAAACAGACGAAAUAGUACAAGUAAUUAAAAAGAAUGAAAGUAGGAAAAACACCGGGUUCAGGUGGAAUUUCAAUUAGGUAUUAUAAAAUAUUAGAAGUGGUUAUACUUCCAAUCCUUAAAAAGAUUAUGAAUAAUAUACUAGAGAAUGGAAAAACUCCGGGAUCAUGGAAAGAAUCCUUAAUAACUUUAAUACCAAAACAAAGAGCAGAUCUGACAAAUACCAAAAACUAUAGACCAAUUUCAUUAUUAAAUUCAGAUUACAAAAUUUUUACAGGAAUAUUAACAAAUAGACUUAAAAAAAUACUGAAUAUAAUAAUUAAUGACAACCAGGCGGGAUUCCUGCCAGGGAAACAACUAUAUAACAACACAAGAACAGUAAAUAUUUACUAGAAUAUUUGGAGAUGAAAUCAAACAAAAGAAUAGCAAUGUUGUUAGCGGAUGCCGAAAAGGCUUUUGAUAACAUUUCAUGGGAUUAUUUGUUAAAACCACUGAGGAUCAACAAAUAGGAUCAACCGCAACUGUGUUCAGGUCGAGAGUACGCCCCGCUUGCUGGUCAGGGUGUCUCAUUCAUUGAAAAGAGCAGAAGGGGAGCAGAGGCAACGCACACCCCUAAAAAGGCUCAGAAAUAGAAUUCUGAGCCCCAAAAGUGUCACGGCUAAAAUGGCCGCUGUUUCUUUAAUGCUUAAAAAAGCUGCGUCAGCAUGAGUAUAUAUAGAGUGAGAAAUGUUAGUUUGGUGUUGAGUUGGUUGGUUGGUUAGUGAAAGCUGGUAGUGUUGGUGUGUAGUUUGUCAGUCACUUUUGCAGAAAGACUUUUAAGAAUAAAAUCAGAAAGUACUCUGCAAGGAUACUAUUCUUGUGGACUCUUUUAUGCCGACAAGGGUCUGAGGACCAGGCUGAGGCGACAAAGGGAGGUCAGAACUUUUUUUUUUUUUACAAACACUGACAAAAAGGUAGAUGGAAGUCUAUAACUAAAAUAUGUAAGGAGAUUCAAUCCACAUGGGAAAGUACCACAUCAAAGGAAUGCUACUAUACGAAUGAAUCGUGUUGAACAGUAUCAAACACAAUAUAUUGAAGUAUUUGUUUUUGUAUUGUAUUUUCUUUCUUUUUUCCUUCUUUUUCUUUUCACACAGGUUGAGAUGUAUGGUUUCAAAUAUUUGAUAUUAUUUGCCUUUUACAGAGGUUACCAAUGGAAGUAUUUGUAAACUAUGCAUUUAUUUGUAUGUUUGAAAUCAACAAUAAAAUAGUAAUAAUUUACCCAUAUAUUUUUAGUGCAGAGCAAGAUCUGCUAGCAAGUCCCAUUUUUAAGCUCAGCAUCUUGGAAUCACGUAGGCAUUGCCUACGGAAAAACAUGGAUAUUGCCGCAACUCAAGUUAUUUUCAAACUAAGGAUACAGUUUAAGUUUUACUAUACUUAGUUUUCUUUUUUUCAAAUUUUUUUUAUUAGUUUUCCAAAUUUAUAACAAAAUUUCAACAAACAUAAAAAGAAAACAUCAAAAAACAAACAUUUAUCCUAACUGUAAUAAUUCCAUUUUUGUUAUCAUUGUUGGGUGACUUCCUCGAAUCCCCCUGGCUGAGUUUCCAUAUGAAUUAAUAGUAGCAGUUUUCCAAAACUAUUUUCACAUAAAAUUUACUUGGCCGAUUAACAUCUUUCUUUUCAUUUUGACUUUUAUCCAUAGUAUUCUACAACAUCACAUAUUUAAAUCCUAGACCAAUCUGUUACAAGUAUUUCUAUUUAAGUUAUCUUAACAUAUUUAAUUAAAUAAUCUUUAAAUUUCUUCCAUUCCUCUUGAUACUCCUCCUCCUCCUGGUCGCGGACUCUUCCAGUCAGUUCGGCUAGCUCCAAAAAGUCCAUCUUCAUCUGCCAUUCCUCCACUGUUGGUACUUCUUGCAAUUUUCAAUUUUUGGCCAGCAAAAUUCUAGGUGGCCCCAUAAAUCACUGUGAAUCAUUUACUUCAGCAAUUUUAAACCCAGACACAGAAAGCAACCCCCAUGCAAAUCAGAUUUUCUGUAUGUUAAAAUUCCAAUAAAAAUAUUUUUUUAGGGAGAAAUAACCACACAGUACAAUACAUACACAAACCACAGUACCUUAUUUGUUUUAAAGCUGAGGGAAAAGAUGCAAGUGAUUUAUCUGCAAAUGAUUUAUUCCGCUUUCAUGGAGAAACCUGCGUCUGUCUUACAAGUCCCCCUUGUCCCAACUCUCUCGCCAGGUUGGAUGCACUCUGGCUAUCCGAUCAUGGCUAACGUGGCGGCGUCAGAGGAGAUCACGGAUGUACAGCGCAUGUACACCAAAGGCACUUGGGGCCCGAUCCAUGAGCUGGGUCACAAUCAGCAGAAGGGUGGGUGGGAAUUCCCCCCACAUACCACGGAAGCCACCUGCAAUCUCUGGUCUGUUUACGUCAAUGAAACUGUGCUGAACAUCCCCAGAGAAAUAGCCCAUCCAGAGCUUAAACCAGACAGCAGAAAGAGGAGGGUGAAGGACUAUAUUCAAGGUGGAGCUCAGCUGAAGGACUUCACGGUAUGGACUGCACUGGAGCCUUACUUGCAGGUACAUAAAGAAGCUGCUCUAUAGAGUCAGACCACUGGACCAUUAAAAAUUCCCUCUUCUUGCUUUAUACACUGCCAGGAUUAUCAGACUGUCAAAUUCUCUCCAGCUGUCAUCUUCUAUCUUCUUUUUAUCCCAAAGGACAGCUUGACACAAUUGUUUCUAACAUAUAUCCAACAGAAGGAAACCAUUCCCAAAGUCAAGAGUCUCUUUGUUACUAAAUAUCCAUGGCUGGAGCCAAUUCUCUUUCUACCAUUCACAAAAAUAUCCCUUGCAGAGCCUGUCUGCAGAAAUAGGAAGCUGACUUCCUGUUUGGCUUCUGUUUCACCAAAUUAAUUAAUUUAAGCCUAAUUUCUUUAACAACUUUAUUUGGCUUUUACCUCUAAUUGGAAGCUCUGCUGCUUCUGGUGACGGAGUGCAGCUUCGGCAAUAGAGUGCAUUGGAGCCGUGAGCAAACUCAAGCCCCUUCAACUUUCCUCCACGUGCAAAAUGGUAGCUGGGGAGGCGAGUUUUCCUCACUUCUGCCGGAACCCUGGGGUCCCCACUCUUCCGUGGGGGGCUUUUCGGGGGGUGCUGAGCCCUGGCAGCCACCCUCAAGCUCUAUUUGCCUAAACCGUGUCGUCUCUUAAGCAGACAACAUGGAGUUCACCGCCAUAUCCUCCACAGCGGAGCGGAAGUCAGAUCACUGGACCAUUUAGACCAGUGCUGCCUUAACUGGCCAGUGACAGAAGCUGCUCCUACUGCUGCAAGCCAGGUAGAAUAAAUUGUUAAGGUCUUUCAUUCCUUCAGGACUCAGGGUUGUAUCUCAACUCUGCAAUAUUCAGGGUCGAGUCAUUGAAAACAACUGACCUUUAGUUCCAUCUGUUGAACUUCUGUAGGCCUAAACCUUGGAUUCAGCCAUUGCCGCUGAAAUGUGUGAUUGUGACUUCUAACUAAAAAUUCCAGGGUGGCGUUCAGCAGACAGAGACAACUGGCGAUGCCCGGGGGGGGGGGGUUGUUUUGAUGUCCCCCCCACUUUCCAAUGCAGACUCUCCUCUCCACCUCCAACUUAUCACAAACUGCUUAACAAAUACCCCCUUCAUUAUAAAAGCCUGUGAUAGAUUUAUAGUUAAACUUUAAGUCAGAAUUAAGCUGCAGUGCUACAAACCCUAGGAAGGAAGAAUGUCUUAUUGAACAUGAUGGGCCUUAGGACCAAGUAGGCAUGCAGAAUGUUCCUUUUUCUCAGGGACUUCUGGGAACUGUAGUUUUGUGAGAACGUUGCUUCCAUUACUGGAAUGACUUUAUAUAUGGGAAACGGAGAAAAUGGCAGGACUCGGAAAAUUCCAAGGGCUGCAGAAAUAUUUUUAUGAGGCCUAUUCUAAAACCAGCCCAAGGAGGACCAAGCAUGGUCAGUGGUGGGGAGUGGAGGAUCAUGGGAGGACAAAGGGGAGUGCCGUGCAGUGUAGUAGCAGGAAUCCUGAAGAGCAGCACUUCAUACUGCAACAUUUUGUUGCGGCUCUCAUUUGUUCCCAGAAUUCUCAAGGGCCGGGAGGGCGGAGCCACGUAAGUCAUAAAUGGUGUAAAACUGACAUGCUUCGGUAGCAUAGACACCCAGAGAGACAGGAUAAGCAACAGAGAUAUAUUUUUUUAAGUCCUUAGGAAAGGGUCUGAAUAAUUAUUAUUUUUCAGUUGCAGGAGGCCUUUGGCUGGGAGCCCUACAUCCACAUCUUCGCAAAGUACCAAGCAAUAACCCACAUCCCAACUGACAACAGCUCCAAAAUGAACCUCUGGACACGCCAUUUCUCUCAAGAAGUGAGCAAAAAUCUGGGUCCUUUCUUUAAAGCUUGGGGGUGGCCAAUUGAGGAGAAUCUCACUCAGGAGCUGGCCAGAUCCUUUCCCCCUUGGACAGAGGAUCCGAUGAAGUAUGAAUCUUCCUAAGGAAGGGAAACUAACAGAUUGAAAUUGAGCUGAAUAGAAUAUACUCGCAAACCAUCAACCAACAUAAGCGCCCGCUAUAGAACUGUAAUCCACGUUGACAGUGGUCAAUGAAUGUAUUCGUAAUGCUUUCUUCUUCCAUUUAGCCGCUAUUCUCAGUUCAACAGGACCUGAGAAUGCAACAGCGCUCUCCCCACUUGCGAUUCCUAGCAAUGGAAUUCAGAAACAUCAAUGCCACUGACCAUGGCUAGCAGCCAUUGAUUGUCCAAUUCUCCAUCCCCUUGUACAUGUCUUUUUUUUAAAUGUUUGGUAUCUGGUUAAAACUAUUAUAAGAGAAUGUAAAUUAAUCAACCUCAUAAACUGAUGGAGAAAUGAAUGUUCUUGAUGCCCUGGAGUAACAAAAUCAAUGAUAAUAUACAUGCAAAUUACUAUUACCAAACUUUUUUCAUGCAGUCGUUGCAAAAACGUGGAAAAGAAUCAUUUUUUAAAAAAAUUGUCAUUUGGUCCUUACACACUGCUUGCUUUGCUCUGCAUCCAAUGAAGUUCUACUCAGAGUAGACCCACUGAAAUUCAUGAACCCAGGUUUGUAGUCUCAGUUUAUCUCAAUGUAUGUAUGCUUAGUACAGCUAGCAUUUAAUAUAACCAUUUUUAUUGAAAACAAAACUAUGUGAAAAGUGCCUGCAGCAGUAGGAAGCACUAGCUCUUGACACCUGGUGGUCCAGAGGCAAUUGGAUCCACACCUCAAUGCUGGACUGAGGACUUUGCAGCCAAUAAUGGUGCUGCGAAUCUCAUGGGCGGCUGGGUCAAAAUCUAAAGAAACUGCUACAUGAGGUCUCAGGUCACUCCGCAAGUAUGUUAUUUGUAACUGGCCAGUAAUGAUGUCUAGUGGUAUUUUGCUAGCUGAGGCAGAAAUCCAAGCAGAAAUAACAACACAUUUUAGGAUUAUAAUACGUCAGAAUUUUGGGGGUUCUAUGCUUUUUUGAAUUUGUCAUUUAAAGUUUAUGAUUUUUCUAUUUCCUUCUGAGGAAACUGAAUAGUUCAGUGAAACGAGGUUUGUAGCUGGCAUCCCGUUAAGGCUGUGUUCUAUUUCAGGUUUUUCUGAUUUUUUCCUUAAGCUUUUUGAUUUUUAUUAUUUAGUUUUAUUUCCACAAGCUAAUAUUUCUAGUCGAUUACCUCUCGUUUCAGGGAUUUUCACGGUAUUAAUCCGAUUUGAACUGAUUUUAAAAUGAAAUGAUUUUAGAAAUGUAUCAUCUUACUACUGUUAGCAGCUCUGAGCCCGGCUUCGGCUGGGGAGGGCGGGAUAUAAAUAAAAAAAUUAUUAUUUCUUUCAUUUAGUGGUAUUUUGCUAGCUGAGGCAAAAAUCCAAGCAGGCAUAACACCACAUCUUAGGGGCGGUCCCUGAAACCCGGUAAGGGUUUUCAUUGCAAAUGUCACAAAAAAGCCACCAAUCAGAAGAUGAUUACAUAUGUAUCUUAUAGGUAAGGGGCG